Molecule: messenger RNA, 3521 nt
Organism: Lagopus leucura (white-tailed ptarmigan)
Lineage: Eukaryota; Metazoa; Chordata; Aves; Galliformes; Phasianidae
Gene: ACO1
Product: aconitase 1
Exons: 21
Coding region: 225-2894 (889 amino acids)
Biological process (GO): tricarboxylic acid cycle; citrate metabolic process
Cellular component (GO): mitochondrion; cytosol
Molecular function (GO): iron-responsive element binding; 3 iron, 4 sulfur cluster binding; aconitate hydratase activity
Source: RefSeq, a predicted model, not a curated record
UGAAAUGAAAUGAGUAUUCUAUAAAAUAAAAUUCUCAUCUUGGAAGGCAGAAAAUAAAACUCAUUAGGAUCAUAGCAUGCAAUCAGGGAAAGGAAGAAGUUCGUUUCAAUCGUGCUCAGUCCAAGAAGCAUUGAGGUUGCUUUAGAAGGGGAAUACCUGUGUGAGUCACGGUUACCAAAGAAGAGGACGACCAAAAUUUGGGACACAAGGUGUCUUUAAUAACCAUGAGCAACCCUUUUGUACAGAUUGUGGAGCCACUAGAUGCUACACAGCCUCAGAAGAAGUUCUUUAAUCUGAGCAAAUUGGAAGACGUGAGAUAUGCACGCCUUCCAUUUUCUAUUCGAGUCCUCUUGGAAGCAGCAAUCCGAAACUGUGACGAGUUCCUAGUGAAGAAGCAAGAUGUUGAGAAUAUUCUCAACUGGAAAGUGGUGCAACACAAGAAUGUUGAAGUGCCAUUUAAGCCUGCUCGAGUUAUUCUGCAAGAUUUCACUGGGGUACCUGCUGUUGUUGACUUUGCUGCAAUGCGUGAUGCUGUGAAGAAACUUGGUGGGGACCCUGAAAAAAUCAAUCCUAUCUGUCCUGCUGAUCUAGUGAUAGAUCACUCCAUCCAGGUUGAUUUUAACAGGCGAUCAGACAGCUUGCAAAAGAAUCAGGAUUUGGAAUUUGAAAGGAACAAAGAAAGGUUUGAGUUCUUAAAGUGGGGCUCUCAGGCUUUUAAAAACAUGAGGAUUAUUCCACCAGGCUCCGGGAUCAUCCACCAAGUGAACCUGGAAUACUUAGCAAGAGUGGUGAUGGAUCAGGAUGGCUACUACUAUCCCGACAGCGUGGUGGGCACUGACUCACACACCACCAUGGUAGAUGGCUUGGGAGUGCUUGGCUGGGGUGUUGGUGGCAUUGAAGCAGAAGCAGUGAUGUUGGGCCAGCCGAUCAGCAUGGUGCUUCCAGAAGUGGUUGGCUAUAAGCUGCUAGGAAACCCUCAGCCCCUGGUAACAUCCACUGACAUAGUGCUCACCAUUACCAAGCACCUUCGCCAAGUUGGAGUUGUGGGUAAAUUUGUGGAGUUUUUUGGUCCUGGUGUAGCCCAGCUGUCAAUUGCUGACCGAGCCACCAUUGCCAAUAUGUGUCCAGAGUAUGGGGCAACAGCUGCCUAUUUCCCAGUGGAUGAUAUCAGCAUUGGAUACCUGGUGCAAACAGGCCGUGAUAAAGAGAAAGUUCUGUGCACCAAAAAGUAUCUUGAGGCUGUGGGAAUGCUGAGAGAUUUCAAGAACUCCUCUCAGGAUCCAGACUUCACACAGGUUGUUGAGUUGGAUCUUCAUACUGUUGUGCCUUGCUGCAGCGGACCAAAAAGACCCCAGGACAAAGUUGCUGUGUCAGAUAUGAAGAAGGACUUUGAGACUUGUCUGGGAGCAAAGCAAGGAUUCAAGGGAUUCCAGAUUGCCCCAGAUCGACACAACAGCAUAGUCAAAUUUAACUUUGAGGGCUGUGACUUCGAGCUGUCUCAUGGUUCAGUAGUGAUUGCUGCCAUUACAAGCUGUACUAAUACCAGUAACCCCUCAGUCAUGUUGGGAGCAGGAUUGCUUGCCAAGAAAGCUGUUGAAGCUGGUUUGACAGUGAAGCCUUACAUCAAAACUAGCCUGUCCCCAGGAAGUGGCGUUGUCACUUACUAUCUGAGAGAGAGUGGAGUCAUGAGUUACCUUUCUCAGCUGGGGUUUGAUGUCGUGGGUUAUGGCUGUAUGACUUGUAUUGGCAAUAGCGGACCCCUGCCAGACUCCGUUGUUGAAGCCAUCUUACAGGGAGACCUCGUAGCAGUGGGUGUUUUGUCUGGCAACAGGAACUUUGAAGGGCGUGUGCAUCCCAACACCCGUGCUAACUACCUAGCCUCCCCACUGCUGGUCAUAGCCUACGCAAUUGCAGGGACUGUCCGGAUUGACUUUGAGAAAGAGCCUUUGGGAAUAAAUGCUUCAGGGAAGAAGAUUUUCCUGCAAGACAUCUGGCCAACACGAAAUGAGAUACAGGCUGUUGAGCGUCAGUUUGUUAUUCCUGGGAUGUUCAAGGAGGUCUACCAAAAAAUAGAGACAGUAAAUGAAUCUUGGAAUGCCUUAGAUGCUCCCUCUGACAAGCUGUAUACUUGGAAUCCAAAGUCAACAUACAUCAAGUCUCCGCCUUUCUUUGAUGGUCUGACUUUGGCUCUGCAGACGCCCAAAACUAUAGAAGAUGCUUAUGUCCUGUUGAAUUUUGGAGAUUCUGUGACAACGGACCACAUAUCUCCAGCUGGGAAUAUAGCAAGGAAUAGUCCUGCAGCCCGUUAUUUGACCAGCAGAGGCUUGACUCCUCGAGAGUUCAAUUCCUAUGGUUCUCGCAGAGGGAAUGAUGCUGUUAUGGCCAGAGGAACAUUUGCUAACAUUCGUCUGGUGAACAAAUUUAUUGAUAAACAGGGACCUCAGACUGUCCAUUUCCCUUCAGGAGAAACACUGGAUGUGUUCGAUGCUGCAGAAAGAUACAAGCAGGCUGGCCAUCCUUUGAUUGUGCUGGCUGGGAAGGAAUAUGGUGCAGGAAGCUCAAGAGACUGGGCGGCCAAAGGGCCGUUCCUCUUGGGCGUCAAGGCUGUGCUUGCUGAAAGCUAUGAGAGGAUUCAUCGGAGCAAUCUUGUGGGGAUGGGAGUGAUUCCUCUGCAGUAUUUACCUGGGGAGGAUGCAAGGACUUUAGGACUCACUGGAAGAGAACGUUACACGAUUAUAAUUCCUGAAAGUCUAAAACCACAGAUGAAUAUCGAGAUCAAGCUGGAUACUGGGAAAACCUUUCAUGCCAUCAUGAGGUUUGACACGGACGUGGAGCUCACUUACUUCCACAAUGGAGGCAUUCUGAACUACAUGAUUCGUAAAAUGGCGUCUUAAUCAAAAAUGCUGGGCGCAGGCCUGCUUCUGGUGAGCACGGCAAAACUAAUCAGUAACAAUGAAGUGAGAAGAGCGAACCGUACAGUGAACAGCGGCAUCUUGGAUUUGAUUUGUUCUUUUAAACAAGCCUUUUGAAAGGCUUGUUGACCAUGCUGAAUGAUUCUGUGCAUCAGGAAACUUGUCACUUUUGCCCAUUAAAGAAGACAACUUUUCAUUAGUUUUGAAUGGCGACUGAAAAUUGUAGUUGGCUUGACUUACCCUAGAACAUGGUGCAAAGGUCAUUAAAAUGCUGACAGAAUCUGUGGAACUAUUGAAGAUCAUAUGCUGGUUUUAUGUAUUUGGUCCAUUUCCUUUGACUGCUAAGUUCAGUUCUGCGUUAUAUUUAGUGGUCCAAAAACUAACCGACGGCAUACAUCUAAUUUUUAUUCCUUCCUGAUUAUCUGAUAUUGACUUCCUUUCUUAUUCAGCUGACCAGAUUCUGAAUCUAAUACUGAAAUUAAUCAUCUAGCUGUUUAUUAAUUCAAAAGAAGAUGUGAACUCUGUUCCUUUAAAAUCUAAGCCUUUGUGGAAAGGUGGACCUAUGGGGAUAAUAUUUCUAAUGGAUAAAAUUAAACUUAUUUUCAAAGA